Messenger RNA from Cuculus canorus (common cuckoo), 1184 nucleotides. It is a transcript of the gene HPCA, whose product is annotated as hippocalcin. Lineage: Eukaryota; Metazoa; Chordata; Aves; Cuculiformes; Cuculidae. The transcript is spliced from 4 exons. Gene Ontology annotation, molecular function: calcium ion binding. The coding region runs from base 146 to 727 and encodes 193 amino acids. The record is from RefSeq and is a predicted model, not a curated record.
CCAAUCCCCCCCCCGUCCCCGCGGGCUCCGGCUGCUCUGGCGGCGGCUGCUGCUCUCGUCCCCGGGCAGCGCCAAGGACCCCCCCGAGCUGCGCCAGCCCCUCUGCAGCGCUCGUCCCCCGCGGCGGCCAGCACGUCCCAGUGCCAUGGGGAAGCAGAACAGCAAACUGCGCCCCGAGAUGCUCCAGGACCUGCGGGAAAACACCGAGUUCUCUGACCUGGAGCUGCAGGGCUGGUACAAGGGCUUCCUAAAGGACUGUCCCUCUGGCAUCCUCAACGUGGAGGAGUUCAAGAAGAUCUACGCCAACUUCUUCCCCUAUGGCGAUGCCUCCAAGUUUGCCGAGCACGUCUUCCGCACCUUCGACACCAACGGCGACGGCACCAUCGACUUCCGAGAGUUCAUCAUCGCUCUGAGCGUCACCUCCCGUGGGAAACUGGAGCAGAAGCUCAUGUGGGCCUUCAGCAUGUACGACCUGGACGGCAACGGCUACAUCAGCCGGGAGGAGAUGCUGGAGAUCGUGCAGGCUAUCUACAAAAUGGUCUCCUCAGUGAUGAACAUGCCCGAAGAUGAAUCAACUCCGGAGAAGAGAACUGAAAAAAUCUUCCGACAGAUGGAUACCGAUAAUGACGGCAAGCUCUCGCUGGAGGAGUUCAUCAAAGGUGCCAAGAGCGACCCGUCCAUCGUGCGCCUGCUGCAGUGCGACCCCAGCGGCGCCACGCAGCUCUGAGCCCCUCGGACCCCGCGUCCCUACCACCCCACGCCACCCCCCAACCCUGCAGCCAGUCACUGCCACCGUCCCUUUCCCCACGGUCCCCACGGCCACGUCCUCACAGCCCCUCACAGGGAGAGAUUCGGAGCCCGGCUGAGGAGCGUGGGGGGACAGCCCCAUGGCCGGGGGAACACUGGAGGCAGGGUCUGCCCCGAACAAAGAAGGUGACCCCAGCACUGGAGGCUCGGAGCAGGGGAAGAACCCAUCGCGGUGGGACAGGCUGGCAGCGAAGCCCAUCUCCAGCGGGCACGGGGACAUGGCCCAAGAGACCGGGUGGCUCAGGGACGCCCCAGCACCCCCCCACCUGCACACAGGGCCAUGGGGCCAGCCCCCCCCCAGCCCCACGGCCGGAGCACAGGGAGAGGACGCGCCUCUGCUCUUUUAAUACCUGCAGAAUAAAAUUUGUGUCAGUGUC